ACCAAUGUUGGAUCUGGAAGCAGGGUUUGGGGCUUGAGCAGUGAACUGCGUGUGCAAUCUCUGAGAGCAGAUUUGGGGCUGGCUGAGGUCUCACAGUACUGAGUUAGAGACGCUCCAGAAGCCCCAGGUUUUCAAGCAGCUCUGAGGAAAUGGAGGAUUGCUGCUGGGGCUCUUUGCUCUCCCAUCUCCCCUCCCUGCUUCUUUUCUUCCAGCUGUCUGCUGGGGGCUCUGCAGAGGAGUUUAUGGUGAUUGGCCCCUCCGAACCCAUUGUGGCAGCGCUGGGUGCGGACAUCACGCUGCCAUGUCUUGUGUCCCCGGCCAUGGAUGUGGAGAAUAUGGAGCUGCGGUGGUUCCGCUCCAAGUUCUCAGAAGCAGUGUUCAUCUAUCAAAACCAGCGGGAGCAGACAGAAGAGCAGUUGGCUGAGUACAGAGGGCGAACCUCACUGGUGAAGGAUUUCCUCACCCAGGGGGAGGCUGCUGUGCGCAUCCACAAUGUCCAGGCUUUCGACAACGGGCUGUAUACCUGCUUCUUCAGAAUGGGAAUCUUCCAUGAAGAGGUCGGUUUGGAACUGAAGGUGGCAGGUGUGGGCUCUGCCCCUCAAGUGCACAUCACAGGGCCAGAGGAGGACGGGGUCCGAGUUGUGUGCAUGGCCUCGGGGUGGUUCCCAAAGCCCCAAGUGCAGUGGAGAGCACUCAGUGGAAAGAAGUUCCUGAUGUUCUCUGAGACCCAGGUCCAAGAUGCUGCAGGGCUAUUCACUAUAGAGGCCACUCUUGUGGUGAGGGACAGCUCUUCAGGGAAUGUGACCUGCUCAGUCCUCAACCCCAUCCUGGGCCAGGAGAAGGAGGCCAUUUUCAUCCCAGAACCCUUCUUCCCUCAUAGUUCUCCCUGGAAGCCGGUUUUCAUGGUGAUCCUGACUGUGCUGAUGCUCCCACUCCUUGGGGCUGCCCUCUACAUCAUGAGAGAACAUACUGCAAAGCUCCAGGAGACACAGGAAUGGGAGAAACUGCACAGAGACAAGGAGGAGGACCAGCAGAUAAAGGAGGAGGCACUGAAGGCUAGAGAUGAACUCCAAGCAGAUCUUGAUUGGAGGAAAUCUGUUUACCUGGCUGCCUUGAAGAAGGCAAAACUGUAUGCAGAUUGGCCGAAGGAGAAGUUCCAGGCCUUGUCUGUCAGUCUGGAUCCAGAGUCUGCCCAUUCCAGCCUUGAUGUCUCUGAUGAUAAGACUAGACCAAAUACACAGAAGUUGGGUUCUAUAGCUCUUGGUCAUGAAGGCAUCACAUCAGGGUGCUGUUACUGGGAGGUGGAGAUAAGGAAUGCAAAAAGAAGUGAGUGGGCCCUGGGGGUCUGUAGGAGAGAUGUGGAGAAGAAAGGCUGGUACCAGGAAUCCCCAAAAAAGGGGAUCUGGGCUGUGGGUGUGUAUGGAUAUACAUUCUAUUCCUUCCCUGAUAAUUCAGAACUCCUUGUGCCAAUUCCCCAGAGGGUAGGGGUUUUCCUGGACCUGAAGGAAGGGGAUGUCUCAUUCUACAACAUGACUGAUGGUUCCCACCUUUUCUCCUUCCCUCUCGCUUCCUCCUCUGGGACUCUGUUUCCGUACUUCAGGUUGAGGUCAGAAGAUGUGUCCCUGACCAUCUGCUCUGGGGUGGCUGGGCCUCUGCAGACCCCUGUUCCCGUUAACAACCCUCCUUGUUCUCCAGAGGAGCCUGUGAGCCUCUCAGGUCAGGGGUUCAGUUCAGGCUGUGGUGUUGAUGGUGCUCUCCCAGGGGCUGAAUCUCCAUUACUUCCCUUUGGUCCUGAAGCUAUGUCCCCAUAAUGCACCAACACUGUCCCAGAUUCCUCAUGGUGGCUCCUCCUGGAGCUGCAGACUCCCAGGAGUAAUAACCUCUGAAGUUAGUCCUGAAUAACCUGGUGUCUUGCCCUUC
Molecule: messenger RNA, 1920 nt
Organism: Lutra lutra (Eurasian river otter)
Lineage: Eukaryota; Metazoa; Chordata; Mammalia; Carnivora; Mustelidae
Product: butyrophilin-like protein 1
Biological process (GO): regulation of cytokine production; T cell receptor signaling pathway
Cellular component (GO): external side of plasma membrane
Molecular function (GO): signaling receptor binding
Source: RefSeq, a predicted model, not a curated record